This is a messenger RNA of Pimephales promelas (fathead minnow), 4416 nucleotides long. NCBI's taxonomy places the organism in Eukaryota, Metazoa, Chordata, Actinopteri, Cypriniformes, Leuciscidae. The record is from RefSeq and is a predicted model, not a curated record.
ACACACACACGCGCAUGCACAACCACACACUAGCUGACUUUACAGCGGAAGUCUUAGUCUCAGUUGUCUUCCCUCCCAUCAGAGGACAACUGCACCUUUCAGAAGCGUGAAGACACACACACACACACAGAUGUCUGUUAAAGCGGACCACAGCGAAGAUGAGGAGGGGAAUCAUGGGCCGGAGGUCACGGUCUUGGAGACUAACCGCUUUGGCUUCAUUCUAGGAAAUGGAGAAACUGACAGUGACGGUCCAUGUCCAGAGUUGGUGAGACAUCGAGAGUCCAAAUGGCUCAGUCUCAUGACUCAAUGGGAGCAAGUCAUGGAGAAAAAGAGCAACAAGGUCAAAGGUCAAUGUCAGAAGGGCAUCCCAGCAUCCGUCAGGGCAAAGGGCUGGCCACUUCUCUGCGGUGCUAAGGAUAGAAAAGACAAAAACCAUGAACUCUACCAACGUCUAGUCGAAGCUCCAGAUCAUCAGGGAUGGACAGAUGUCAUCAAAAGAGACACAGACAGACAAUUUCCCUUCCAUGAGAUGUUCCAGUCCAAAGACGGCCAUGGUCAGAAGGACUUGCUGGAGGUCCUGAAAGCGUACACUCAGUACCGUCCCGACGAGGGCUACUGUCAGGCACAGGGUCCGGUGGCCGCGGUCCUUCUGAUGAACAUGCCUGCUGAGGAGGCGUUCUGGUGUCUGGUGCAGAUUAGUGAGCUCUACCUCCCUGGAUACUACAGCCCUCUGCUGGAAGGUGUUUUAUUCGACGCUGCUGUUCUCUCAAGUGUGUUAAAAAAGCUGUGUCCAGCGGCACACAAACACCUGCAGAAUCAGGGGGUGGAGCCUCUCAUGUUUGCCACUGAUUGGCUGAUGUGUCUGUACAGCCGUCACCUGCCUUUCAACACUUUGCUCAGAGUCUGGGAUCUCUUUUUCUGUUAUGGUGUGCGGGUUUUGUUUCAGGUUGCAGUCGUGCUGGUGCGGCGAUGUCUGGGAGAGGGGAGACAGCGAAAAGAGUGUGAAGGACAGAUGGAAACUCUAGAGCGACUGCGAGGUGUUAAAGAGCGUGUCCAAAAUGAGCAGACUGACGCCUUUAUCCAUGAGGUAUGUUCAGUGUCCCUGUCCCUGUCGGACCUGCAAAAACAAACUGACAAAGAGCUGGAGAAAUGGAAGAAAGACAGACCGAACUCGACCUUUGACCCACGAGGGCGCUGUUACGGAUACCGGAUGGCAUGGGAAAGAGUCCAGGAUAAACAAAAGGAACACGAAAAGAAGGAGCGACAGAAGGGGAGCCUGAUCAUUCCUCUAAUGCGCUCACAUUCUUCUCUUUCUCCUUCGGUUCUGCGCAAGAAAUGGAGGAAGAGGAGCAGUAAGACUGACACAGAGGAGUGGGAUGGAGGGGGAAGAAAAUUCUCACGUAGUCUGGUGGAGGAGAGCGAUGAAGAGGAGAUGAGGAGGAAGAGUGUGUGUGGUGUCGUUGGGGAGCAAAGGGACAAACGGGACAGGCUAGCAGAUGAACUCUGCACACACAAACACAAAGACCGCAACACACAUCCAAACAUCUCAGUGGUGGUGUCCUCCAGUAUUGACUCUGAUGUUUUUGAGAAAGAGCAUGAAGAAGCAUCUUUAAACCAACAGAAAGAUAAUUCAGCAACAACACAAGGAGACGAGAAAGAACGGUGUGUGGUUGAGGAGACACACCAUCAUGAACAGAUCACAAACCAAGAUGAACUGAGUAAACAAACGCAAGGACAUCAGGAUGAACAGAAUAUAGAAAAAGACAGAGGUCAAGAUGAACAGACUGUGGAAGAGAAGACUUUAGAGCCAGAAGAAAGUUCACCUGUUGAAACAUCACAGGAAGAAGAUAUACAGACUGUGUUCAGUAAACAGGAAGAGGAAACACAGCCAGAUAGCAACAUCCAGGAAGUAGAAAUACAAACAGAACACUGUGAACGACAAGAAGAAACAGAAAAUAGGUUGCCAAUUGUCAUAAAACCUGAAGACAACUUGCAAAAUGAGGAAAGUAUCCCAGAGAAAGAGGUGCAGAUACAUGUUGUACAGGACAAAACAUCUAGCGAUCAACAAGAAAAUUCAGAAAGGCAGAAAGAAAAGGAUUUGUACAUGCACACACCUACAGAGGAAGAGGAAGAGCCUGGUGAAAAACAUGAAGGUUUUCAGCAAUUAGAGUUUAAUGUUCUCCCUGAGGAGGAGAUAAAGGAAGCCAAAGAGAUAACAGAGCCUUCAAAGAUGUGUGAGGAGAAAGAUGACAAGAGAUUGGGGGAAGAAAGACAAGAUUUAAGCUUAGAAGAGAGAGACAAUAACCCAUUGCAAACAUCUGAAGCAUCCUUCUUACAAACUGAAGAAGAGCAUCCGGAGAGAUCAGCAGAUCCCGUACAGCAAUCCCAAUCAAGCGAGCCGGAGCACAAUGACAUGGAUGCUACCGUUACAUCUGAAGAGUUAGUGCACUGUCCAAUGGAUUCCACUGUGAGGGAUACAGAAGGAUCUGGCAACCCAGAGCAGAUUGAAUCGGAUCCUGCUGAUGACACAAACACCCUUGAACCAAAUGCAACAGUAGCAUCUAGACACUCUGAACACAGUGACAAUGAUGCUGCCGCUGUUGCCACAUCUAGUAACAGUGAAAUCGAUCCCGAAAAUAGUGAAGAAAUUAAAUCACCAGGAUCUGAAAAUACAAUAUGUUGUGAAGUCAAUACAACUGAAGAAUCGAGCAACCCCACACACAAUCCAGAGGAUGAUACUAUCCUCUCAGAAAGAAGCAAUGGAAUGCACGUUUCUCCAGAAUCUGGCAACCCUGAAAGCAACACGAUAAAUUUUACCUCUGAAUGUGGCAAAGAAAGCAAUGGUGUGGAAAUUAUUGUUGAAUCUGGCAAUCCGGAGAGCAAUCUCGUGGAUUCUGCUAUUAGCAACCUUGAAAGCAACGUGACAGAUGUUAUUAUUGAAUCUGAAAAGACAGAAUGCAAUGAGGUGGAAAUUGCUGUUGAAUCUGGCAACCCAGAGAGCAACACAGUAGAUUCGGCUGUUGGCAAACCAGAAUGCAGUGACGUGCAUGUUACAAGUGGAUCUGGCAACCCUGAUAAUAAUAUAAUAGAAUCAGAUGCUGGAUCUGGCAACCCAAAUAGUAAUAUAAUAGAAUAUGAUGUUGGAUCUGGCAACCAAGAAUGCAGCGAUGUGCAUGUUACAACUGGAUCUGGCAACCCAGAUGGUAAUAUCCCAGAAUGCAGUGAUGUGCAUGUUAUAACUGGAUCUGUCAACCCAGAUAGUAAUAUAAUAGAAUCAGAUGUUGGAUCUGGCAACCCAGAUGGUAAUAUAAUGGAAUCAGAUGUUGGAUCUGGCAACCCAGAAUGCAGUGAUGUGCAUGUUGCAACUGGAUCUGGCAACCCAGAUGGUAAUAUAAUAGAAUCAGAUGUUGGAUCUGGCAACCCAGAAUGCAGUGAUGUGCAUGUUACAACUAGAUCUGGCAACCCAGAAAGUGAUAAAGAUGAUUCAGCUGUUGUAUCAGGCAACCCGGGUUACAAAGAGGCAACUGAAUCUGACAACCCAGAGACCAACAGAGAUCACGUGACUGCUGUAUCUGGCAACCCUGAGUGUAAUACAGAGGAUUGUACUGCUGGAUCUGGCAAUCCUACUGACAGUGAAUGUGCAAUACCAGGAAACAGCCAGGGUUUAGAGUCUCCCUUUUUAAUUCAAUCUUCAAAAUCCCCAAACCCAAACGUCCCGCCAGCUCAUCUCUGUGUGCGAAGGACUUCCAGCUCACGGGUUUCCUAUCCCACAAUCCUCUCUGAGGACACCUUCAGAGAGCCACAGCAGCAAGAACACACGCCUUCAGAAAAUACGACACACACACUUACACAAGACACACACGCUCAGCCUAGCUCACCGACAAAGUCAGACAAUCCAAAACGUCUGGGUCUGUUCCGUCGCCUCCGUGGGGAGACCAGCAAAACCACCAUCCCCAAAAUCCUCAUCCAGGACUUUAGCGAGAAAGAGGAGAAACUGACGGCGAAAGAGAGGAGGAGGCGGAAGAGAGAGAAAGAGCGCAAAGAAAGGGAAGAGAAAGACAGAAAGAAACGAGAGAAAGAGCUGGAAAAGGACAAAGGAAAAGAGAGGAAAAAGCCUCAGACACGAGGGAAGAGUUUCCAGGUGCUCAGCAGGAAGUGUGCCAAUGACGUCGUGUCCACGGGGAACAGUGACUCUCAGACAUCUCGCUCCAGGAGGAACUCGGACCCUUUUUCUGACAAUUACUUCUAAAUAAUCAGAGACUUGACCACAUAUUCGCAUUUCACAGUGCGAGUGAGAUGUUUUAAUGUGAGCCGUUCAAUGAUUUGAUGUGGCUUGUUUUAUUCACUGCUUCAUCUCUUGGUUUAAACUCAUUAUUAUUUUGAUAGAAAAUAAAAUCAGGAGAAGUGUGUGUGUGU